This is a messenger RNA of Drosophila erecta, 1712 nucleotides long. Its product is annotated as organic cation transporter protein. The transcript has 6 exons. The record is from RefSeq and is a predicted model, not a curated record. Bases 40 to 1647 code for a protein of 535 amino acids. Gene Ontology annotation, biological process: transmembrane transport. Gene Ontology annotation, molecular function: transmembrane transporter activity. Lineage: Eukaryota; Metazoa; Arthropoda; Insecta; Diptera; Drosophilidae.
AGUCGGUGGUCUGCGAUCAGGGCAGUUUCUUGUGGCGAAAUGGACCUCCAACGCGUCCUGGGGAAGUGCGGCAACUUCGGCCCCUACCAAAUCCUGCUCCUCGGACUCUAUGGGUACACCAAUAUAGUGUCCUCGCUGCACUACUUUUCGCAGACCAUCAUCAGUUUCACGCCCGCGCACAGCUGUUCCGCGCCAGUAGAAGUGGAAUAUUCACAACAUUUCACUGAGCGGUUGUCCUGCAGUGUCAUCCAGUACGAUGUCGACAACUCCUCCUUCCGGGAGUCCAAGUGCUCCUCCUGGGACUUCGAAAAGGAAAGCAACUACGAGAGUGUAACCACCGAGCUCAAGUGGGUCUGCGACGAUGCCUACAAGCUGGCAGUGGGUCAGUCCUUCUUCUUCAUUGGCUCCGCCCUGGGAAGCAUAUUCUUCGGAUACUUGGCCGACCGCAUAGGACGUCUUCCUGCCUGCGUGCUGUCCACCUUAACAGGAGCCUCUGGGGAUUUCUUCACCUCCUUCGUGGGAAGUCUGCCCUGGUUCUCGUUCACCCGGUUUGUGUCCGGCCUGUCCAUGGACACCCAGUAUGUGCUGAUGUACAUUUUGGUUUUCGAGUACUUGAGUCCACAGCACCGCACCUUUGGGCUGAACAUCAUCUUGGGUGUCUUCUACUCUGCUGGCCUAAUGAUCUCGCCUUGGAUAGCAAUGUGGUUGGGCAACUGGCGCAGUUACCUGUGGGCGGCAUCUCUUCCAGCUCUGGGAAUGUUAGUUUUUCCGCUGUUCCUCCACGAAAGCGUCGAGUGGCUACUAACGAAGGGAAAAUUCGACAAGGCAGUUAGCAACCUCAAAAGUGUCGCCAAGUUCAAUGGACGCCAAGUAGAGGACUCGGUUUUCGAUGAGUUCAUUAAACACUAUCGAGAGAAGUUGAAUAGUGGCCAAAAAAAGUCCGCAGACACCUUUAUGGGUAUGUUGCGGACUUCAAGACUGAGAAAGUUCACCAUUAUUCUAUUGAUCAAAUCAAUGAUCAUUACGAUUGCAUUCGACAUCCUGAGUCGCAAUGUCGAGGGCGUGGGCAUAUCCCCCUUCAAGCUGUUCUCCUACUCAGGAUUCGUCGUCCUUCCUGGUGGUCUCAUCAUCAUCCUAUUCCAGAACAGAAUUGGACGAAAGGGCAUGGCCUGCGCCUCGCUUCUUGUUGGUGCCUUCAUCACGGCGACCACCGGCUACCUAGUGGGCACUCUGGACCCAGCGAACUACUCCGUGCUCCUGGGGCUCAUGGUGUGCUUGGCAAGAUUCGGAGCGGUCGUUGCCUACGACGCGGAGGCCCAGUACGCGGCGGAGAUUAUUCCAACCAGUGUGCGCGGACGAGGAGUGGCCAACAUCCAUGUGGUGGGCAAUGCCUUCGCCUUCUUCAGCUCCUACAUCAUCUACUUGGGAACGUUCUACAAGCCAUUGCCGUCGCUCUUGAUCAGCUUCCUCCUCAUCAUUGGCGCUGGUUUGUGCCUCACUCUUCCAGAAACUCUGCACAAGCAACUGCCACAAACUCUAGAGGAGGGCGAGGAAUUCGCCAAGGGCGAGAAAUGGUACUUCUUCCCCUGCUUUUCACGCAAACGGCAGUCGAAUAAAUCCGAAUUUCAGUUGGAGUCGAGCAAGUAAUUUACAUAGUAGUUAUAGUAAAUGUAUUAAGAGUACAAUAAAUGCUAAUACCAAAGAGCUCAGAG